Messenger RNA from Mucor mucedo, 3060 nucleotides. RefSeq names its product kinase-like domain-containing protein. Gene Ontology annotation, biological process: protein phosphorylation; signal transduction. Gene Ontology annotation, molecular function: protein serine/threonine kinase activity; ATP binding. NCBI's taxonomy places the organism in Eukaryota, Fungi, Mucoromycota, Mucoromycetes, Mucorales, Mucoraceae. The transcript has 9 exons. The annotation marks the transcript as partial. The record is from RefSeq and is a predicted model, not a curated record.
CAGGAACUUGAAACGCGUAUAAAAGAAGUCCAAUCCAAGAUUGAACAAAAUACACAUUUACGGAAAAAAGCGAUUGAGCUUCGUCAAAUUUUAAAGGACCGUAAUGCUCAACUGCAAUGCGAUACUCAAAUCAGAGAAUCACAACGUUAUAUCGACUAUUUCACUGAGGAACUUCGUCGACUCCAGACAAGAGGCAGUCGUGCCUCAUUCAUAUCCCUACAACCUCCCAGUCAAACUCAAAUAUCAAGUGACUCCUCCAACACAACCAUAGAUUCUACUAGUCUUAACCAACCCUUGGUCGACUCUCCCAGUCAAAUUUCACAAUCUUAUUUUCCCACUGCCACAACAAACUCCACUUGCUCUACGGAGGAAGAAGAACUAAAAAGGAGAUACACUAAUCUAGAUCUCUUGGAAGCAGAUACACCUAUUAAUAGAGCAAAGGUGUCCCUAAAGCUUCAUGAAUUAGAGUAUAAAGUGGAUGUGGAAAAGAAAGUGCAGGAAGGUAUCCGAAACCUCUACAACCUUUUGGAACGUACGUCAUCCACAGCAGCAGAUCGUCGAAGAAAAGCCGAACUUCAUGAAAAGCAGUUGGAGUGUACUGAAAAGAUGACCUUACUAAACAACUCUGUCAAGAAAUACAAGGAUCUUUAUUUAGGAGAGGAUGACGAGCUUGAAUAUCUGAUGGAAAAUCAAGAAGAAGACGAACGACAGAUCGAGACAAGACCUGUACUUCGAGGCUUGCCUGGAGCACGCAGACCCGUCACUGGUAAACUUCAAUUAAAAAUACUGGAGGCUCAUGAAUUAGCCCAUGCCCCUACCCGCAUGUUUCGUGAUCCCCAUACUGCCGUCAUGGUCAAAAUUGAUGGAAAUAUUCAGUUUCGUACUCGUCUUUCCAAGAAUGAUAAAUGGACUGAUGCCUUUGAAAUGCAUGUCGAUAAAGCAACAGAAGUAGAAUUGUUAAUAUAUGAUCAAUCCGGUGAUCGCACUUUACCUAUCGGUUUACUCUGGUUAAAGAUUUCCGAUAUAGCUGAAAGUCUGCGUAAACAAAAAUUGGAAUUAGAACAAAAUGAUUCAAACUGGGUACCUGCUCAAAUAGCCCAACAACACAAUGACGACGGUAGCUCCGUUGUUCCUCCUACUGCACAACCUGAACCAACCAGAGUAAAUAAACGAAAGACCAGUGAUGGUGGUAUAGCUGCCUGGUUUGAUGUCGAACCUCUCGGCAGAAUAUACCUCGAGAUUAAUUUCGUCCGUGAGAACGUCAAGAAACGUCCAAUGGAUAAGCUCGGAAGAGCAGAUGCUGUACGUGAAAGAAAGGGCGAAGUGCAUGAAAUGAAUGGUCAUCAAUUUGUAGCAAGACGAUUUUAUCACAUCAUGAAGUGUGCUUUGUGUGGUGACUUUAUGGCUAAAUUAACAUUCCAAUGUGAAGACUGUGCCUUGGCAUGCCAUAAAAAAUGCUAUACUCGUGUAGUAACAAGAUGUAUAUCCAGAGCAACAUCGAAAUCCGAUCAUGAUGAGGAAGAGUUAAAGCAUCGUAUACCCCAUAGAUUUGAGCCACUGACCAUCAUCGGUGCAAAUUGGUGCUGUCAUUGUGGUUUUAUGUUACCGCUUGGUUUUAGAGGAGCACAGAAAUGUGAAGAAUGUAAUGUUGUAUGCCAUACCAAGUGUGCUCGUUUGGUGCCCGAUUUCUGUGGUAUGUCGAUGGAAAAGGCCAACUUGAUGUUGAGCGAAAUGAAGGCAGCAAAUAACCGUCGCCGUACAAUCCAUUCAGACAGUAUGCCAUUUUCUCUCGAUAGUAACGCCAAGCCUUUAUUCGCAUCUUCCUCUAGUAAUACCCAGCUGCAGCAACAAUUCUUUAACGACAGUAACAUUAUCUCUCCUCAGCCUUCAUUUUCUACUCCUGUGACACCUAAAACACAGCACACGCCUUCUCGUCCUUUAUCAUUAGUUCACGAUAGUUCUUCCUUCCAAUCUCUUUCGCAUGUCUUUAGUCAGAAUAGUAUCUGUGAAACCUUAUCACGUAAUGGGACUCAACUUACUACACCUGUACAAGUCAACAGAAAGGUUGGUCUUGACGAUUUUAACCUUUUGGCCGUGUUGGGUAAAGGAAAUUUCGGUAAAGUCAUGCUUGCCGAAGAAAAGUACACAAGCGAAUUGUAUGCCAUCAAAAUUCUGAAAAAGAGAUUUGUCCUUGAUAACGAUGAAGUAGAGAGUACACGAUCAGAGAAGCGCGUGUUUUUAGCUGCUAAUCAAGAACGUCAUCCAUUUUUGGUUAAUCUUCACUCGACUUUCCAGACCGAAACUCGAAUCUAUUACGUGAUGGAAUACGUGAGUGGAGGAGAUCUGAUGCUUCAGAUCCAGAGAGAGCAAUUUUCAGAAGUAAGAGCUAAAUUCUACGCAUGUGAAGUAUUGUUGGCGUUAGAAUACUUUCAUAAGCAUGGUAUCAUCUACCGUGAUUUAAAAUUGGACAAUAUCAUGCUGUGCUUGGAUGGACAUAUUAAAUUGGCGGAUUAUGGUCUUUGUAAAGAGAAUAUGGGGGGUAACAACACAACCAACACAUUCUGUGGUACACCAGAAUUCAUGGCCCCCGAAAUCCUCAAAGAGAAUCGCUAUGGACGUGCCGUGGAUUGGUGGGCAUUCGGUGUCUUAAUGUAUGAGAUGCUGCUCGGUCAGUCCCCUUUCAAGGGAGAAGAUGAGGAUGAAAUCUUUGAUGCUGUGCUUGAAGAUAAUAUUUUAUACCCAAUUAACAUGUCCAAGAACUCUGUGUCUAUCUGUGAGGCUUUACUCGAACGAAACCCCGAAAAGCGUCUUGGUGGUGGUAAAGGCGACGCACAAGAGGUGAAAAAUCAUCCGUUUUUUGCUGGUGUCAAUUGGGAAGACAUGCUGGCUAAAAAAGUACCUCCUCCCUUCUUACCAACCAUCAACGGAAGAGCAGAUACUUCAAAUUUUGAUGAAGAAUUCACAAGAGAAAUUCCAAUUUUAACGCCUGUCAAUGCCAUGUUGACCCGACACGAGCAACAAGAGUUUUCAGACUUUUCGUAUGUUGCCAAUUGGGCAAUA